CGCACCUGGAGGACCAGCCCCUGCAAGGGGCAAGGGGGCGCUGGACAGGCGGCUCUUCAGUGUUCUUGGCACAUGUUUUUCAGCCUGUGCAUGCCACACCCUCUCCCCCACGCCCUGGGGGACACUCAGGGCAGCUGGAUUCAACUCCAGGACCUGCCGUUCUGACUUCUGUCCUUGAAGUGAGUGCCAAAAUGCCAUGCCUCCGGUCCCCAGGGUCUGGGUUCUGGGGCCAGCUGUUCCCCUAGAGACCUUGGGCUGAUUAUUUGCCUUUCCGACAGCUCCUUCCCUGAAUGCUCACCACCCACCGAGCACUUUGCAAAAUGACCGAUUCUUCAGGAUUAAUGGGUUCAGCCUUUCCUAGGAGGAUGGAUAUCAAUGUUCCCAUUUUGCAGAUGAGGCUGUGAAAACCUCAACUGACAGCAGCUAUAAUAUUUGUAAUGCCUUUCCCGGACGUAGCUUGCCAGCCGUUUUUCCUUAUUUAGCUCGUUGAAGCCCCUCUACAACCCGUAUAACAGAUGAGGAAACUGAGGCUUGGAAAGGCGAAGUGACUGCCCAAGGUCUUCCACCCUGGACUGGCGGAGGCAGGAACUUGGCCCUGGCAGCAGAGUGGGGCUGGGCUCUCUCCAGUCUCCCGCCUGGCCACGGGCUCUUGAAUCAUCGCAGCGCCCACAGUGGACUCUGAACUUGCUGGGAAACAGCGUGGGGAGGUAUUUGAGCACCUACGACAAGCCAGGGCCUGGGAUUCAGACCAGAAAGCCCCCUGCCCUCCUACCGCAGGCAAACACAACCCAGAUGCAGAAACAGAGGCCCAGAGAGGCUAAUAGCUUGCCUGGGAUCACCCAGCCAGAUACUGCAGAACUGUCAUUUGAACCCAGAGAAGAGCCAAGUAGAGCUGGGCAGAGGGCGGGGAGGCCAGCGGCGGCCUGAGAGGCCGCAGGCCCCCGCUGGCCGCCAUGAAGCUGAACGAGCGCAGCCUGGCCUUCUACGCCACGUGCGACGCGCCGGUGGACAACGCCGGCUUCCUGCACAAGAAGGGCGGGCGGCACGCGGCCUACCACCGCCGCUGGUUCGUGCUGCGCGGCAACAUGCUCUUCUACUUCGAGGAGCCGGCCAGCCGCGAGCCGGUGGGCGUCAUCAUCCUGGAGGGCUGCACGGUGGAGCUGGUGGAGGCCGCCGAGGAGUUCGCCUUCGCCGUGCGCUUCGCCGGCGCCCGCGCGCGCACCUACGUGCUGGCGGCCGAGAGCCAGGCGGCCAUGGAGCGCUGGGUGAAGGCGCUGUCGCGGGCCAGCUUCGACUACCUGCGGCUGGUGGUGCGCGAGCUGGAGCAGCAGCUGGCGGCCGUGCGCGCCGGGGCCUCUCGGGGGAAUCCGGGCCUCACCGGGCCCGAGGCUGACAGCCGGACCACCCUGCUCACCGCAGUGCCACUGCUCGUCCAGGAAGAACUUUAG
Propithecus coquereli (Coquerel's sifaka) is the source of this 1448-nucleotide messenger RNA. It is a transcript of the gene PHETA1, whose product is annotated as family with sequence similarity 109, member A. Gene Ontology annotation, biological process: receptor recycling; retrograde transport, endosome to Golgi; endosome organization. The transcript is spliced from 5 exons. The record is from RefSeq and is a predicted model, not a curated record. Bases 954 to 1448 code for a protein of 164 amino acids. Gene Ontology annotation, cellular component: recycling endosome; trans-Golgi network; early endosome. NCBI's taxonomy places the organism in Eukaryota, Metazoa, Chordata, Mammalia, Primates, Indriidae.